AUGUCAAAAGGCCUGUUUCUCGCUCGUUCAUUCUACCGAGCUGGGCACAAAGUUAUCGGUCUCGACUUUGAACGGUCCUAUAUCCCCUCCAGCGGACGCUUCUCGAAUGCUCUCUCUUGGCACUAUGAGCUGCCAAACCCAGUCACCAACCAACAGAAAAUGGAAUACAUAGCACAAUUGGUGGAAAUAAUAGAAAGGGACAGGAUAGAUCUCUGGGUCUGUGUGUCCGGAGUGUCGACAACAGUUACUGACGCACUUGCAAAAUCCGAAAUCGAAGCGAAAACCUCCUGCAAGGUGUUUCUAUUCCAACCAGAAACAUGCGAAACACUUCAUGAAAAGAAUCUCUUUAUCCAUAAGGCCGCUUCUAUUGGACUCGAUAUUCCAGAAACAACAACAAUCAGGAGUCAUGAGGAAGCCUUGGCAUUUUUGAAAGGCAAAAAAUCGGAACACUACAUCUUAAAAUCGAUCUGGCUUGAUGAUGUUUCUAGAGGAGAUAUGACAUUGUACCCACGACCAAACUUCGAAGAGACAACAGCCUUGAUUAUGUCAUUAAGUAUUUCGGCUGAUAAACCUUGGAUCUUUCAGGAGUUUAUUCAAGGCGACGAAUAUUGCACUCACGCGGUUGUUGUCAAAGCGGGCUUGGAAAUUUCUCAGAGACUACUGGACUUCACGAGGAUUUACAUCAGCAGCCUAGAAGACGGACAUAUCACAGGGCAGGUGUCGUUUGACAUUAUGGUCAAGAGGAGUGCAGAAGCAAACGCGGAACCAAUAUUAUACCCUAUCGAAUGCAACCCCCGUACUCAUACCGCUGUCGUAUUGUUCAGAAACAUCUCAGAAGCUCUCGCCGAUUGCUACGUCGACUCGUUCAAGAAUUUUGGAAAGGAAGUUUGCAUACCCGAUCCUAUCACUACCGACAGUUUCUACUGGAUCGGACAUGAUGUUGUCACUCUCUUGCUACUCCCCCUCCUCAAUCUCUCUGGAAUUUUAGGUGGCUUACGAGAAUUUACGCUGCACUUUCUUUUCUGGAGAGAUGCAACAUUUGAAUUCUGGGAUCCGCUUCCAUUCUUGUUCCUGUACCACGCCUAUUGGCCUGGAUUGUUUUUGAGAAGUCUUUUGACUGGGAGAAGGUGGAGCAGGGUCAAUGUGAGCACUGGGAGGGUUUUUGAAUACUAA
Molecule: messenger RNA, 1173 nt
Organism: Morchella sextelata
Lineage: Eukaryota; Fungi; Ascomycota; Pezizomycetes; Pezizales; Morchellaceae
Exons: 2
Coding region: 1-1173 (390 amino acids)
Source: RefSeq, a predicted model, not a curated record